AUGGCCUCUAUCCCUGAGUUACAUCAAAAGCUCAAUGGAGACGAAUCCGUUCGGAUCCUGAUCACUGUUUAUACCAAGUCACUGAACUCUGAGAACUAUCUAGCCUCAGCAUCUGAUACUAUCAGUAAAAUUGCACCUGGGUGGGAAAAUAAUCCGCGGAUUCGCUUUCUCCUCGUGGAUGUAUAUGAAAGACACACAUUUAUCGUUGCUGAUAUCAAUAACCAUGGGUACAAUUUCGAAACGGCACACAAAGACACAACUCCGAUCCCAGUUUAUGCUAUUCGGCAAGUGAGGAAGACGGAAAAGUGGGUGAUGACCAAAGAGCAAAAAUACGAUAUGUAUAUAGCUCAUAGAAUUGCGGAACUGCAUGAUUGGUACGGCUUGCGAAAGCCACCAUUUCUAGAAGACCAUCACUUCGUGAUCGAACACACGGAUCUUCGCGAGCCACAAAAGGAAAAAUAA
Molecule: messenger RNA, 462 nt
Organism: Aspergillus tanneri
Lineage: Eukaryota; Fungi; Ascomycota; Eurotiomycetes; Eurotiales; Aspergillaceae
Exons: 1
Coding region: 1-462 (153 amino acids)
Source: RefSeq, a predicted model, not a curated record